UCCCAGAACGCACUCUCCUGCGCACCCCCUGGGGGCGCGCACCCGUGCCCUGAUGAUUGGUGCCCAGCAGUGCCACCCACCAGUUCCGCCCACCUGUGCCCAGCAGUGCUGCCCACAAGUGCCCAUCAGUGCACCCACCUGUGUUCAGCAGUGCACCCACCUGUGCCCAGCAGUGCCACCCAGCAGUGCCACCUACCUGUGCCCAGAAGUGCUACCUACCUGUGCCCAGCAGGGCCACCCACCAGUGCCCACCCACCUGUGCCCACCAGUGCCACCCACCUGUGCCCACCAGUGCCCAUCACUACAGUGCUGCCAUCAGUGCCACCAGUCAGUGCCCAGCGGUUGUGCCAGUCAGUGCCCAGCAGUUGCACCAGUCAAUGCCUAGCAGUGCUGCCAGUCAGUGCCCAGCAGUGAUGUAAGUCAAAGCCACCUAUCAGUGCUGUCUAUCAGUACCCAUCAUCAGUGCCGCUUAUCA
Staurois parvus is the source of this 475-nucleotide messenger RNA. NCBI's taxonomy places the organism in Eukaryota, Metazoa, Chordata, Amphibia, Anura, Ranidae. The record is from the annotation of a GenBank genome assembly.